AGCUUGAGAAGUCCCCACGUUGAGACAACUUCUCCUUCAUCACUCACUUUAGUGUCAGAGAGUUCCGCGGCGCUGCGGUGUUUCGCUUCCUACCGGGGCGGAAUUUCCACUCUUUGUGGCGGACUUGAAGCCGACUCAUAGCCGCGCCAUGACGUUCCGCAGGCUGAAGAUGGUUCACUCCAACGGAGCGACGUCCCCGGAGAGCGACGUCCACUUGCCGCCUUCGGGCUCGGACAGCCGCCCCCCGGCCAGAGACUUCUCCUCCGGGGUGUACAACUACAAGACGCUCGCCUACUCCGGAGGAACGCUGCCCAGAACCCGCAGAAAGGUUGGCGACUCGCAGACAUGGAAGCCUCACUCACAAACAGAACCACAAAGGAAGGUGGUGGUGCUGGAGAAGAUGGACGAGCACACCUUUGGUUUUGAGAUCCAGACGUACGGCCUGCACCACCAGGACCAGAACGCGGUGGAGAUGUGCACCUUUGUGUGCAAAGUGCACCAGGACAGCCCCGCACAGCUGGCAGGACUUCAAGUGGGUGACACCAUCGCCAGCGUCAAUCAUGCUCCUGUGGAAGGAUUUCUGCACAAAGAGAUUGUUCAACUCAUCAAAGCCAGUGGAAACACACUCAGGCUGGAGACCAUUUAUAGCGACCCCAUCCGCAAAGCUGAGCUGGAGGCGCGACUGCAGUAUCUGAAGCAAACCCUGCAUGAGAAGUGGGAGGAGUAUCGCUCGCUGAUGGUGCAAGAACAGAGGCUCGUUCACGGCAUCGUGAUGUGCGACGGCGCCGUGUACGAGUCCCUGGAGUCUGCGGGCGUGUACGGCAGCCUGGGCGCCCCCAGCCCCGCCGCCCGCCACUCUCCGCUCUGCAGCGGCAGCACGGGGAGCACCGCCAGCGUCCUCAGCACGGCCACCGAGGACGACCCGCUCUACCAGACGUGUUUGUACCGCGCGGCGGGUGAGCCGGAUGAGGCCGACAGACACAAGCCGGCGGCGGUGAGGAAGCAGCGCCUGCGGCCCGCCAGCGAGCUCUUCACGUCGGCCAAGACGCAGCUGAGCCGCAGCGCCAGCACACGCAGUUACGUGCGCCAGCCUUCGCCCGCCGCCGCCGACAACAACAACAAAUCGUCAGGCUUCAGCUCGCUACAGAAGAAACAGAGAAGCUUCCGCAGGCGCCUCCUCCAGUUCAUCCCGGGCUUGAACAGGCCGCUGGAGGAGGAGGAGAGCAAACUGUGACCUCACUUCCUGUCCAGACUGUCAAAGUAAAAUCCCAAAGAAGCGACCAAAGGCUGAUUUUUCAUUGGGCGGCUGUACAGAACUUUAAAUUCCUGGUUUUAAGUUAUUUAUUUAUUUCAACAUUUCUUGUUCAGAAUGAAGGAUUCAUGUUUUGUUUUUUUACUGCAUGUUGCCUUUUGUAAGUUUGAGAAUCGCAUUCUACUUCCUGUCAAAGAGACUGUUGCAAAAAAUUAAAAGAAUGUUUUCCAUA
This is a messenger RNA of Nerophis ophidion (straightnose pipefish), 1484 nucleotides long. RefSeq names its product trafficking regulator and scaffold protein tamalin (gene tamalin). The record is from RefSeq and is a predicted model, not a curated record. The transcript is spliced from 8 exons. The coding region runs from base 149 to 1234 and encodes 361 amino acids. NCBI's taxonomy places the organism in Eukaryota, Metazoa, Chordata, Actinopteri, Syngnathiformes, Syngnathidae. Gene Ontology annotation, molecular function: protein binding.